Molecule: messenger RNA, 26556 nt
Organism: Podarcis lilfordi (Lilford's wall lizard)
Lineage: Eukaryota; Metazoa; Chordata; Lepidosauria; Squamata; Lacertidae
Source: the annotation of a GenBank genome assembly
GGAGGAGAAAGAGGAGGCAGCGGCGGGCGGGGAAAGGAGCGCCGCGGAGCAGGCGGGGGGAGCAGCAGAAUCAAAACAAGCGAGACACGCCUUUCCCGCUCGCUCGCUCCCUCGCUCGCGCGUCUUCCCGCGGCCCGGCGGCUGGGGUGGGUGUGCAUGCGGCGGGGCCGUGGAGAGCGCGCGGGAGGGCGCCUUUGCUCCUCCGCCUGACAAUGGAGCUGCAAUAAGCCGCGGUCGGUGGCGGAGCCCAGCAGCCGAGCAGCAGCAGCAGCGAGAGAGGAGGCAGCAGUAGCAGCAGCCGCCUCCGCCACCGUCGCCUUCUCCGCCUUCUCUGGCUUCCCGCUGCCGCGACCCGCUCCUCCUCCUCCUCCUCCCUCGGCGAUGCCGAACCAGAAGAGUAGCAAGGGCAAGAAGAACAAGCGCGCCAACAGCAGCGGGGACGAGCAGGAAAAUGGAGCCCUGGCGGCGGCGGGGGCGGCGGGCGGAGGAGCAGCGCUGGCCGCCGUGGUGGCGGCGGGGGGAGCCAGCGGGCCGGCGGCGGCCGCGGGCAGCGCCGGAGGCUCGGGAGGAGCGGCGGCCGCCGCGGGCUCGGCGCCGGGAGACUCCAAGAACGGUAGGCACCCGGGGAGGCCGAGAGGGGGGCGGCCAGGCGGCGCGGGCGGCCGCGCAACUUCUCCCACUCUCUCGCUCUCCCUCUUGCGCGCACCAUCUCGCUCGCUUCCUUCCUGCUCCUGCGGAUGGGCAGGGCGGGCGGACUCUGACUGGCGGCGCCCUAGUAGGUGCGAAGCUGCCCGGGCCUUCGAUGGCGCAGCAGUCCGAGGAUGUUUAAAAAAGAAAGAAAGAAAGACCGGGGGGGCCGAGCGAAAGGAAAGCGCGGGCCGUGCUCCGAGGGCGGCCGCAAGUGCGUGCGCGGCCUGCCUGCCCGCGCUCGCCACGCUUGCAAAUGCACAUGGCUCCGAAGCGUGCACUGGGAGACCCUGCCUCCCUCCCUUAAUUGCAAGGGUCCCGAUCUCGGCCACCUUCCGCCCCUCUUUCUUUUCAAAAGCUUGCGAUUGACGCUUGGAACCGAAAGUAGGGUGGCCUGCCUUUUCGGCUCCCAUGCCCGGUGUGGCAUAUUGAGACACUGCUGGGCCUGAGGUGUCGGACUCGCCAUGAAUGGAUUUGAGUCAUCCUCGUGCAAGGCUGUGUGUGUCUGUGUGUGUGUGAAGUCGGGAGAUGCGGGGAAGUGGCCUAACAUCUACUAGCAUGCUGCACACGUGCGCACCCCGCUUCUGAGGCCUGCAGUUUUCGGCAGCUGGCCUUUGUUUUAACACAGCCGGAAUCGUUUGGUUCUGUUGAAAGAAAUGUGCAAAUGCUGGGGUGCUGUUUGUUUAUAAGACUGGUCGGUAGAUAGUCCCGUGUCCAUACGUUUAAUCCUGACUCUCUCAUUAUGGGCGUCCCUGCCCAUCAGUAUCUGUUACCUGAGGCCCCACUCAUCUGCAUGCCGUGCAGCGCUCCCCUUACUUUUAUUAAAUAUAUUAGGUGCCGAGUAACUAGGUUAGACAGUGAAUGCUGAAUAAGCAUUAGAAGGGCAGAAUAGAAAUUAUUUGUAUUAAUAGGGCAGCGUAGAAAUUUUUGUAUAAAUAAAGAUCCUGUCCAUGAUUAUCAAAUGUGCAUACCUAGCUGACCACUUUGAACAUGCCCUCGAUUCUGAGCAAUUGGUGUUGAUCCUCAAGCUUUAGCCAGGUUGCUGAGCCUUUUUGGCCAGCUGACCUCAUUGUACCAUGGUUUGAAUUGCUGGGAACAAGAGAUUGAUUAAAUAACUCCUAUAUAUGCAGCAGGACUGAUGUGUGGCCCAGCUGCCACUGUGCCAUUGAUCUCUCUAUACUUACCUACCACCAUCUGUAAUGAACAGGAGCUAUUGCUUUCUCUUCUCCCUGACCCUUCCCUGUAGGUCCUGGGUGGAGGGGGGUGGGAAUGGUUGUGCCCAUAAUAAUAUUGCAUUGUGAGUCCUUCAGGUUUGAGUGGAAUGGGAUGCCUAUUUUGUAGGUGAAUUUUCUUCUUUGGAAAGGUACUGGUGGGUGCUUGGAUUGCUUUGGUCCAAGGGUGUGUGUAAAUACAAACAAAACUAUUGGACCCAUGAAUAAAAGUUUGGAAAUUAGCGAUGUAAAACUUCUGCACCUAGACAUGGUUAUUUGCAUGCUUUAAACAUUAAGAAUAGGGUUGGUAUUCAACGCUGGUUUUAUUUAGAGUAGAGCCACUGAAAUCAAUGGACAUAAUUAACUGCAUUUCAGUGGGUCUUCUCUGAGCUGGACCAGUGUUGAAUAGAUCUCUAGGAGUUUGAAGGAAAUAGGAAGAAUUUGUGCUUUGCUUCUCCUGCCUACUACAGUGAUGUGCACAAUAACUGCUGUCUCCAGUUAUUAUUAGUGCCCUUUCCAGCAAAACAAAAUCAGAAAAUUUGCAGUCACCAGGAGUAGCUUUGGGCACAAUGCCUGCUAGUGAUGAAAUAUAGCAAUCCGAUAGUUUGUGCUAAAUAUAGGACAGAUUUGGAUGAGGUUUGAUAGUGCAUGUGUGUAAGGAUGGCUAUUUUUGCAUCUCAAUAAGGAUAUGUUCCCAGACUUUGGCUCCUCUUCCUCAAGCUGGCAUGUUUCGAAAAGAGUGUGUAGAGAGAGUGGGUGAGUGGGCGAGCAUGAGAGGAGCAGGAGUGGGAUUUGCUCCCUUUGCAACUUGUACACUUCUAAAAAUUAGGGGGAUACUGUGGUCUUUUCCCCCAUCCUCCACCCCCUAUCUAUUGCACUACUUGGUGCACAAAUCCAUUUGUUUUUCAAACAGUACUUAGUUUGUUGUGGAGCAUCUAUAUCCUACAAUAGUAUUAGCUCUCAUGUUAAUAGGAUUUCUUUUCUGAUUUCUUUUCUUACAGUUUUUGUAGCAAAAUUAUAUUGGGACAUGGCCCAGAGGCUCCCUGGUAGUCAUCAAAACACUGGUGUGAUGCUUGCUGUAUGCUACUGGGUUCCUGACAAUUCCAGUGUGCAGAUUCUACAAGGCUUGCUGUCUGUUGUAGUGGCUUAGAUAAAUUUGAAGUGUUUAAAUGGCACAGAAAGUUUCAAGAAAGAGCAAACAGAAACACACACGCGCGCGCGCACACGCACACACACACACACACACACACACACCAUGAAUCAGAAAGCAUUUCCUAAAGUUACAGUGUUUUAAAAAAUAGAUUGUGGUUUGGACUCCUAUAAAAAAGUAAAUAAAAACAUGUGUGCAGAUUUCUCCUAUCAUGGUGUAGAAAAAUCUCCUAUUAAGUUUUUCAACAACUGCCUCAAAUUUGCAGGUAAGAAUUUCAGAGUUAAGUGUACAGUGCAGUAUGAAAAUAAGUAUCUGAUGGAAGAUUAGAAGCAGGUGAAUGCAAAUUGUCUGGAACCCUUCAGGCCCUGAUAUAUUUUAAGCUGAGUCCUGAGGUCAAAGAAACUGUUAACCUCUGCCUGGCAUUGUAUUCCUUGCUACAUCAUGCUCACUCACCUUGAAUAUUUUUUGCAUUGUUAAAGCACUUGUGGGUAUUCAGAUCUGCUAAGAUUAAUGAGACUAUGGGGGAAUCCAGACAUGCAUAUCAGUGGAGUACAGAACACUUGGUAACUCACAAAUGAAUGUGUUCACUGAUGCUAUUUAAAAGAGAAAUCAUGGUGUCUUGGAUUAUAUGGAAGUUCUACCUGUUGUGUGUGAUCACUGAUAGGUCAUUCACACGUGCACAUUAUAACGAUUGUUUACCACCAUCAAGUGGUGAGCAUACUGUGUGAACUAGCCCUGCAUUUGCCUUAGUGGUCUUCUCAGCAACAAACCGAGCCAAAGUUACUAUACACUACUGCAGGCUUAAUUGUAAUGUGUACUAUACUGUAUUACACUUAACAAAAGAUUGUUGUUUAGAAUAGGUUUGCAAUGAGCUUUAGUCCCUGUUUUAUGAGCCAUUAACUUGUUAAGUUAUAAAGGGGAAGGUACAUGUUUGUACAUAAUGAUAAAUCAAGAACCUUGGCUUAAUAAACCAUACUUAAUAUGCAGUCUAUGCUCCCACUUUCCUCUUUCAGGAAAAAGAAUCAUGGUUUGUUUUCCAUUAACAACCCAAGAUUUGUAAGCCAACAACAAACCUUGGUGUAAGGCUGGUCCCCCCCACCAGCUUGUUAGGGAGAAACAAACUUGGAUCCCAGGUUUGGAUGUAACACUAAAUUAUACCCUUCCUGGUUUGUUUACCCACUCAUUCAAAAGAAGGGAAGUGGGAGCAAUUGUGCUGCAUGCAUUAGCCUGCAACUCAAGUCCAGUCAGGUUUUUAAAAGCCAAGAUUCUUGGUUUUUCACAGGGGUGGCAAGCCCAUGGAUAAUAUCUGGCCUGUGACCUGCUACCCCUCCAAAAAUUGGCUCUCUUUUCUGUUUACUGAGCUGUAAUAUCUUGCAAUGAUGUUGCACCAGAGGGAAAAGAAGAAGGAAAGAGUAAAUGGAGGGCUUUCUUCCUAAUGCAACAGUAAGCUGGGAGGAGAGGUUAAACUAAUGGGGAGGAACAACAGUGUUGCCUGCCUGCCUUAGUGUUUAUGUGUGUCAUGAGGACGUGCAUGCACAUGUGUGUGUACAUGAGUGACUGUGUGUGUAUGUGUGUAUAUGUAUGAACAAGCGUGAUUGAGUGUUUGGGCUGCUUUGGCCAUGGCCACGGCUGGCAUAUCACACUUGGAGUGUUGACAAUCCUCAGUGUGGCCCUCGAGCCAAAAAACGAUAGUCACCUCUGGUUCAUUGUUACAUACAAAUGCAACCAGCAUCUCAUACUUCUGCACAACCCAUUUUCUAUAACCUGUCACUGCUGUUGUCUUAAGCUUUUAGAUCUUCAUGAAAUGUUCAUGGCUGCUGUAGAAGUAUAUUGUGUUGUCAACUUCUUUUGCUAAAACCCUCUCGACUGGAGUUGAAUCUCCUUUUAAAAUAUACAUGUUGGGUAGAUUUCUUUUUUAAAAAAUAAUGACUUUAUGGAUUGUCUGUAUGUGAGGGAUGAGGAAGUCCAGAUGUUCCUGGACUACAACUUCAUCACCCUUGCUCACUGGUUAUGCUGGCUGGGGUUGAUGGGAGUUGGUGUCUGACUAUAUCUAGAGCAGGCUUCCUCAGCCUCGGUCUUCCAGAUGUGUUGAGGCUACAAUUCCCAUCAUCCCUGACCACUGGUUCUGCUAGCUAGGGAUCAUGGGAGUUGUAGGCCAAAACAUCUGGAGGGCUAAGGUUGAGGAAUCCUUAUCUAGAGGGUCACAUAGCCCAUGUCCUGCCAUAUAUUUCAUACCUAGGUAUAUGCGCAACUGCCUUAUACUAAGUCAGACCAGUGAUCCAUCAAGCUUCAAUGUUCUCUUCAUUAACUGGCAGUGGCUGUCUAGAAUUUUGGACAGGGAUCUUUCCAAGCCCUACCUGGAGAGGCCGAGAACUGAAUCUGGGACCUUCUGCCUGCAAAGCAGAUGCUCCAUCACUCAGUUGCAGCCCUUGCCUUUUUUAAAAAAGCCCUUAAGUAGCCCCUACUAAAGGAAACGUGAAAUUGUAGAGUAGUUGGACUCCUUUUGUUAUGAAAUUACGAUUUGUUCUUACACCUAUUCUACUGGCUGAGAGCUAAUUCAAACACGCAACUUUUAGCACGUAAUACUGUCUUCUCAAGGCUUUCUACCAGCUCAGUAUUCAGGUACUGGGUGUUUGAAAACACCCCACAUCACUUUAUAAGCUUCUGUAUGUAUAAAGGUAGCAUGCCACCUUGAUUUCCACAUGAAUGGAGGUUUUGAUGUUUUUCAGGGGUGGUAUAGGCACAUGAGAGGGCUCUACCAGUGUGUUGGACCAAUGUCUUAGACCAAUUUGGAAUGAAUGCUAGCAGAGACUUGCUUUAUUUCUUCAUAGUUGUACAGAAGCUGCCAUUUUGAGCUGAUAUUAAUCAGCAUUGCAAAAUGUUACAAAUCCCUGACAAGUACGGUUUGUUUGUUCAGCUAGUCAACAAAACAACCCCAGACCUGCAAGGUUUGCCUUAUAUAGGCUGCAUUCAAGGUUGUCCUGAAAUGCCAUUCAGUGCUAUCUUACAGUUCUCUGACUUAAUUAUUGUUACUGUUUUUCUGCUUUUGAGCAAGGGUGGAAAACAUGCAGCCUUUGACCCAAUUUCAAAAGUCUUCUACAAGCACUCAGAUCAGAUCUCCUGGUUGCUUCCUCAGCAGCCUGCUGGGCUUUAAGGAGUAGAAAGAGAUGGGGUGACCUGAUUCACUUUUGGUUCUGGUUCACCCACUGCUGGCUUUCGUCCUGCCCGCAGCAUGUGGUCCCCAACAUACUACUCCUGAAGAAAGGCAGCCAUCAACAGACGAAAGGUUGCCUAUUGCUGCUUCAAUUCGGAGUGAAGGCUCCUGAUUGUCCCUCUGCAAGUGUGGGGCUCUCACUCUUGAUUGUUCCUUAGCAAGCGUGGUUUGCCUUUGGUACUGUUAAAUUGGGUGCUGAAUGCAAGCUGCUUUGGUUUGCUUGGGAUUGGAGCCCCCUGAUGUCAUAUGAUGUCAUAUGAUUAACAACUGGGCAGCCAUGGAGGGUUGGCCGUGAUUGCUUAGACAUUGGGCCAUACGUGGGCUGAUUUCUGUAUGAAACAGUAUCUUUUGUUCCGUUCCUGUAAGUGACUGAAAAAAUGUUGUAUUCAUUAUACAGUACUUCCCAGAAUUGCCUCCAGAGGCUGUUGUACUAUGGGGAUGGAAAUGAACUUUCAAAGUUGAGUGGUGAGCCAGCAGCAGAAAAUGAAAGCACAGAGCAAUUCUAAAUCAUGGUUUGCUUGUUCAUACACGAGAAGGUUCAAGCUGAGGUGGUGUUUGAGUUGAGUAUAUGCCGGCUUGCUGAAUCCAUCCACUGUACCUUGUCACUUAGAGAGAAGAAGCUCAUGCAGCUUUUAAUCCUUCUCUCUCAAUAUAUGGGCAGUAAGGAACGUGCUAAGGAUGGACCAAAAUUCCCUGUUGCAGUUCAUGCUCUGGCUGGGAUGCUAAGAAGCAGUAUGGGUUAAUUAUGGGUGCGUGUGUAUAAGUGCACAUGCUUGCCUGUUUGCAAGGUGGAAAGACUUGGAACCAUUUCCUGCUCAAGAUACAGCUAUCAUUGGGUCACUAUCUUAGAGGAGAGGGCAGCAGGAAGUUAAUGUGGAUCUGAGUUGAAGAUCAAAGAUAAAGCAGCGCUGGUAGCAAAGCUUGUGUGGGCAUCUAAGAAGUGCUUGGUCCAAAUCAAAAGCUGGAAAUUGGGAUCUGUUCCAUUCUUGGCAGUGGGACUUUUUUGUUGAUAAAAUGUAAAGGGGGAAAGUGUAUAUCUUGAGCUCUUUGGAGGAAAGGCUGGAUAUAAAUGUAAUAAUAAUAAUAAUAAUAAAUUAACCCUCCUCAACUGCAUUGCCCAUUUGGAGAUUUUGCUGAUGGGGUGUGUGUGAGGGUGUGUGCAGAUGUGCGAGUGUCUGCCUAUGGUUCAUCUGUGUGGCAAACUUUGGUCCCAACCAACUUUUGGACCCCACCCAUCACUGGCCUCCUUCUCUUGGAUUGAUGGCGACAAUAGAAUCUGACCUUCAGGAUCAAAAAAGGUUCCCUACCCCGGCCUGGAGAAGAGAGGGUUUGAUUUCUACCUGAAAAAUGAGAGAGGCACGUGGGUGAACCAAAUACUUGUCAUUGACAGCAGUACUUGGUUUAACCUGAAUAUACCCCAUUUAGAACUGUUUUCUUUUUACUGUUGUAAAUGGAAUACAUUUGCAUUCAUCCUUCUUUCUAUAGAAGCUUGAUUGCUUUUAGAACUCCUGUGCAAGCACUAACCUGUUUUGAGUUUUUUGAGUGAUCUGAUUGAAGGGGAUUUGGCUAAUGCAACAUUUAAAAACUUGCUUGUCACUUUAUAGUUACUAAAAGCUCCACUGUUGCAAGUUGUAACGUACGGUAUGUGUUACCUAAUUAGGCCUGUACUUAGCUGCUCCUUUUACUAUGUCUCUUUUAAGAGCUCGUGUACGUACUAUAUUUCACCUCAUAGCUGUUGUACAAAGAUGUAAUUGCUGUUGUGGUUAUAAAAGCUGAGCUGAAUGUUUCUCAUUUCUAAUCUCAAAAGUAGUGAUUUGGAAGACCCUGAAAAUCUAUCGUUUUUACCUUUAGCCUCCAUGACUGGGUCGGUAUUUGCAGUUUAUCAGCCUUUUGCUGCCUCAGUAGCUACCCCCCUUUCACUCUCCUCAUGUGAUCCCACCUAAUCAGAUCACUGGAUGUGAUGAUGCUACAAUCCUGUGCAUCCAUUCAGACUUGGCUGCUUACUGCACUAAGAGCAGAUCAAGUCCAUUUACAGAGAGGCAAGGCUUCCUAUUCAGGUCACAAUCAUGGAUCACAGAACUAAUAUUUCUGCUGUCCUUUUGACACAAUUCCUGAAAAAACUGCCCAAAUGUGGUGUGCUUUUUUAACAUUCGGAUUAAAAUUUUAGCAAGACAUUUGGGCACAAUUCUAUUACUUAUCUUUGAACGAUUACAAACUACUUUAGAAGCAGUAGCUGGUGGUAAGAGAUAAGCAAGAAUCUGAUCAGGCAGCUGCUGUGGUUUGGGAACAGCAGCAUUCUUUGGGAAGAUGGCAGUUUCGACUAAGUCUAAUUUAUUGAGUCAUACAGUAUAAACCUAACACCACAAAGGGCAGAUGACAACAGUUUAAAAUAUCUAACAUUAAAGGUACCAAGUGAAGUGAAAACAGCAAUGUUCUUACCUGCACACUCGAACACACACACUUUUUAUACUGUCUAAUAAUCUCCCUCCCCUUACGCUAGAUGGGCAACUGCUACCUUUUUGCAAGCUAUAUCUGAUCAUUCAGGUAUGUGGAGUGUUGCUUUGUGUAAGACUUGGUUUUUUAUGAACAAAGGUGGUAAAGAAAAUUCUUAGAAUAUUUACUUCAAUCUUCAGAUCACAUAUUUUGGAAGUUCUGAGAUAGAUUUGGGAAGCAGGAGUUCAAGACAAGAAUAGUGUAAUGUUAAAUUCCAGAGCUCACUGCUUUCUUGUCUUCAGAGAGCUGCAUGUUUUCUGAAUUCCAUGUUACAAAAUUGCUUCCAACAUAUAUGCCAAUCUAAAGCUAUUUUUUCUGUUGAAUAUCACUUCAUAUUAUCUACAAAUCCUUUCAGAAUAACUCUUGUAAGAAGAUUGCUUGACUUACAUCAUCAUCUAGCCUCUUGUAUUGCUACUGCAUAGUUGACAUGUAAAAUCAAUCUCUAUUCACCUUUCUUACAGGAUGCUACAGAUACAUAUUAGGCUUUCUUCAUAAUUUUGUAGGAACACAUCUCUGUGUAGUUUUCUGGCCCCAUUCCACCCCAGUACUUGGCAGUUUUUUAAGUAGAUCAGAUGUCAGGGCUAUGUGUAAAGAAACUAUGACCUUAUUGUGUUCCCAGUGGUUAAUGUCCAAAACAUAGUCUUGAACAGAGUCUCCCACCAUUCCACACACUAGCAGGAAGUGUACCCUCAUACUGAGUGUUAAUAAUAUGCAUAGAUGCAAGAAACAUGACUUAUCUGAAUCUGUUUCCCUUCUUAGAGGCAAAUUAUCUCAUAGCCCCUUUGCCACCAGGUAGGAUAAAUGGGGAUUAUAGACCCCCUAGCGGUCUAUACAAUUUAGAAUGUGAUGUUGGUGAGGUAAAGGUAAACCACUGAGUCUCUUGGCUUACCGAUCAGAAGGUCGGCGGUUCAAAUCCCUGCGAUGGGGUGAGCUCCCAUUGCUCUGUCCCAGCUCCUGCCAAUCUAGCAGUUCGAAAGCACACCAGUGCAAGUAGAUAAAUAGGUACCGCUGCGGUGGGAAGGUAAACGGUGUUUCUGUGCACUCUGGUUUCUGUCAUGGUGUCCCAUUGUGCCAGAAGCAGUUUAGUCAUGCUGGCCACAUGACCCGGAAAGCUGUCUGCAGACAAAUGCCAGUUUCCUCAGCCUGAAAGUGAGAUGAGUGCCGCAACCCCAUAGUCACAUUGGACUUAACCAUCCAGGGAUCAUUUAUCUUUACCUUUUUUUUUGCCUCGGUGUUGAUUUUUUUCUGAACAGCACAUGUACUUGGGUUUGGUGCUGAAUCUGGAGUGAGAAAUGGUUUAAAGUGAAUACCUUUUAAAAUAUCACUGAAGAACAGUUUAAAUGUGGUCCUAGGCAGGCUAAAAUUGUUUACCUAGGAGGUGAACUCCUAGUUCAUAGUGCAUAGUGCAUAGUGACUGAGGUCUUGAUUUAAACAUGAAUCUGGCAGCUUGGAGUUCUACACUAGUAAGCAUUUUAAACUUAUUUGGCUUCAUGUUUUAAUCAGAUUUCAUAGUUCAUGGCUUAUGUUUAUUUGCAUGCUAGGCAGUUUUCAGUGGUUUUAACAGAUUCUGGAGUGGCCAGUUGCUAAUGUGGCUUCUUUUUGAAAUAGAAUUUUUCAACAAAAAUUUGCAUAUGUUUGCAUGUAUUUUGUACCUUAGGACUACUCGUAUCUUGAUAAAAUUUAAAAUGCCUCUUCCAUCCCUCUUCCAAGCCCCUUCUUCCCUUUUCUACUGAAUUUGUUAUGAACGAUUAAAAAUAAAAUAUUUUUUUAAAAAAUACACAUAAUAAAAUAACAGUGUUCAACACCUUAAUAGACAAUAUUUUAUUAAAACCAUGGGGGUGGUGGGGGUGGCAUAGGAAUAAAUUAGUGAGAUUACAGUACAAUCACUGCUCCCCCAGCCCUACUUCAUAGGGACUCCAUGGGAAGUCAGCUGUGUCCUGCUGGUCCCGAUUGUGGAGAUGAAAGGAUACUGAUUUUGCACACACAAUGAUUCUGUUGUCGAAUAGCAAAAGCAGCCUUCCCUGCACCAGGGAAAAUGUACGAGGCAGCCACACCCCACACUCUUGCAUGCAUAUGCAGUCACACAUGCAUCUCUCUGUGUAUAUGUCUGUCUCUCACACCAAGCAAUUUCAGAUGCACACAACCACACAAAUAUGUCUCUAUUUCCUCAGGUACAUGUCUUCCUCUCUCACACGCACCGCCCAUGCACAUAAACCUCCUCUUCCUCUCUCUCUCAAACAAACACACUACCUCUCUGCCCAACUACAUCUGACUGCAUUAGACUACACCCCUUUGUUUCACAUGCACACAGAAAACAUAUAUAUCCUUCCCUCCAUCAGACAUCUUCUACAGCAUCUCACCUGUAUAUUUGGGUAUACACCUCUUCAAGUUGUUUCCAGUUCUCUCUGUUGUUUGCUUGCUGCAUCCACACAAACCCUGCUGUUAGUUUUAGUAGUCCAUCUGUCACAUAUAUUUCUGUCCCCAUGGUCUGUUAAUAUUGUAGGGUUUCCACACCAGCACUGCUUUUGCUCCAUCAACCUGAGCUUUCUCUUGCCGCAUGCCCUGCAUGUGACCGUUUCAACUUUGCAGUCUUUCCCACUUGCUCUGUAACUUUUUAUCUUUGUUGGGUCCAAUUAUUAGUUUUUCUUUAUUUUAAUGAUGUGCCUAACAUUGCUCAUUCCAGGGCAUGUUUCAUUGCUCUUAACCUUUUCAUGUUUCUUUGUGUCAUGGUCCAGUUCUCUGCUCCAUAACACACUAGGGGUAAUAUACACAUAAUGAAUGUGUGCAUAGCUUUCAGAUCUGAGGAGACAUUUUCAUUUUUCAUUAUGAAGCUGAGUUUCCCAAAGGUGGCCCAUUAUUAUUUCCUCCCCCCCCCUGCUUUAUUCUUCGGUUUGAUAUUCUCUCCCCAGUAUAUAUAUUGUCCUAAAUAGAUGUACAGUGGUGCCUCAGGUUACAGGUGCUUCAGGUUACAGACUCCGCUAACCCAGAAAUAGUACCUUGGGUUAAGAACUUUGCUUCAGGAUGAGAACAGAAAUCGCGCAGCAGCAGCGCGGUGGCAGUGGGAGGCCGCAUAAGCUAAAGUGGUACCUCAGGUUAAGAAGAGUUUCGAGUUAAGAACGGACCUCCAGAACGAAUUAAGUUCUCAACCUGAGGUACCACUGUAUUCUUUAACUUGCUCUGUUUCCAUCCAACAUAAACACCACAAAUCUCUCCCGACUCUCUGUCACAAAUUACACGUACGUAUCUCUCAGUCACAGAUGCAUAGAAAACAAACUGAGAGAAGAGGAACAGGAGAGGCAAAAAGGAAUGUGAGUAAAGAAUGAAUGUGAGCAAAUGUAGUUACUUGCUUUUGUUUCAAGUUGAGAUGAGGACAGCUUACGGGGUUCAGAACACGGCAGUCUGAUCCAUUAGGGGUUUGUUGUUGUUGUUUAGUUGUUUAGUCGUGUCUGACUCCUUGUGACCCCAUGGACCAAAGUACGCCAGGCACUCCUGCCUCCUGCAGUUUGGUCAAACUCAUGUUAGUAGUCCAUUAGGGGUAGCUAACCUUUUCUGGGAUGCAUUCCGCAUUAACCCAUGGUCAGUGUGCCAAGGCCCAUGGUGCAAAAGUGGGUGUGACUAGUCUUUAUUGAAUAGUAUACAUACUCAACCUGGGAGUUCCAUUGAACUAAAUGUAACAUGUAUAGAAAUGCAUUUGUAAAAGGUUUACUAAAUAAUACAGUGGUACCUCGUUCUGGAGGUCCGUUCUUAACCUGAAACUGUUCUUAACCUGAAGCACCACUUUAGCUAAUGUGGCCUCCUGCUGCUGCCAUGCCGCUGGAGCACGAUUUCUGUUCUUAUCCUGAAGCAAAGUUCUUAACCCGAGGUAAUAUUUCUGGGUUAGUGGAGUCUGUAACCUGAAGCGUAUGUAACCUGAAGCGUAUGUAACCCGAGGUACCACUGUAUAUGAUCUGCUGUGCCUUCCUAGUAGGUCUGAGAUUAAUUAAUUAAUUAUAUCAAAUGGAUCGCUUUAAAUGACUUGAAAGUUUGAGCCAUUUAAUUUAACUUAUAGUAUGUAACUAAUCAGGAAAUGCUGGUUUUUUUAAAUUAAAAAACCCCUUUUUUGUAAACAAAUGCUUCUAAAAUUGCAAGUUGUAGGGAUAAUCUUAGAAGAGGCAUUUCCUCUUUUUAUCUCGCAUAGGAAAGAAUAUAUCUUCUGGGGCACCUAUGCAAAACUAGGUUUGAGCCACAUGCAAAUUUAAUUGAUUUGGAUUUCUUUAAUUGCCAACUUUGCAAUGGUUCACUAGUUUCAAGAACUGUAUAAAAAGGGGUGUUUCCUCUCUGAGCACUUCUUUUACUUGGGUGCUAUUGGAUUUUAUGGUCUCGGUCUGGAAGAAUUGGUAGACCCUUAGCUAGCCACCUUAUGUUUUUAUGCAAGAUAUUUAACUCAAAUUAUUUCCUCAUACCUCUUAGUCUUCCUAAGGUACAAUUUUCUUCACACCAGGAGGUCUAAUUUCUGAAAGUGAAAUUGCAAAGACUUUUACUGUUGGAAAUCUGUGUUUUAUUAGAACAGCUGGUUGAAGUUCAUCAAGUGUAUUAAAGGCCAUGGGAAAUUCAGACAUUGGAAUGCACAAGCUUUUAGUAUUGUAGAGCUUGAAAACAUCUUCUCCCUCUUAGGCUUGUCUUUGCUUAGUCGUAGGCACAAUUUUUUAAAAGGUGGAUUUAACCCAUAUGGCUUGAUUGAAUAAGUUCUUUAUGACAUGCACAGUUUGGAGAAGAUAGCAAUCAGAGUUUCAUUUUGUUUCUGAUUAAUUUUGGGCUCUAAAAUAAAAACAUUUAGGAUGAAGGCCGAUCUGGAAAUAAUGAGCUGUGGGUCCUUUUAUAAAGGAUGCAUUAUGUUUAGGCAGCAAUGCAACAUAGAACUUGUUAAAUUAUUUUGUUACUAAUUCAAUGAACAUGGUGUUGCAAUUGAUAAUGUUCCUUAACGUUGUGAGUCACAUUGAGAAUUUUGUUAUGGAGUGGGUUGUAUAAACACCCUAAGUAAAAUAAAUUAUUGUUGAACCUGGUAUCUUAAACAAGACAUUCCUGGUGUCUUCUGGAGGAAUUUUCACUUAGUCAUUGUUGAGAGCAAAACAUACUGUAUUUUUCCAUGUAUAAGAUGCCCCCAUGUAUAAGAUGACCCCUAUUUUUUUAAACCCAAAAUUAAGAAAUUAAGUUGUUUAGCUUCUUUGGGGGGUGGGGGAGGUCACUUCCGCCAAUUGCUUACCCGCCUGCCCCCCACUGUUGAAUGCAUGCCACAGCCACUGCCGAUCGUACACCUAGCCGCAGCCGCCAAUUGUUUGCCCACCUUUGCCAUAGCUGCCAAUCGCCUGCCCAAUUGCCACAGCCAAAGCCAAUUGCCAGCAGGUCUUGCCGCAUCCACCAAUCACUCACCCAAUUGCUGCUGCCGAUCGCCUGCUUGCUGCAGCCAUUAAUCACACACACCCUCUCUGCAUUCACUAUCUGUGUCUAAGACGACACCCAAUUUUUGCCUUCUUUUUUUUUUAAGCAGAAAGCAUUGUCUUAUACACGGAAAAAUAUGUUAAGUGGCUUGAUAUCUCCCUUCCUUGAAACGAUAUGGAUGCCUCCAUUACACAUUCCUCAGUUUGUAGAAUAGUACCAGUGCGUUCAUGCAGCUUCAUUUGUGUACCAGAAGCCCUGGAUUGUCUCAGGAUAACUUGUUCUUGAACCCUUUGAAUAACAAUGGCAGAUACUGAUUGCAUACAAUACAAUUGAUACAUUUAUCUGUUCUUUGUCCUGCAGAAGCUGCUUGUGCUACCCCACUGAUAUGUAGCUUUGGACGGCCUGUUGACCUCGAAAAAGACGACUACCAGAAAGUGGUUUGCAACAAUGAACAUUGUCCCUACAGCACUUGGAUGCAUCUUCAGUGUUUUUAUGAAUGGGAGAGCAGCAUUCUGGCCCAGUUCAAUUGCAUCGGGAGAGCAAGGAGUUGGAAUGAGAAGCAGUGUCGACAAAACAUGUGGACCAAGAAGGGAUAUGACCUCGCCUUUCGUUUUUGCUCUUGCCGGUGUGGACAAGGCCACUUAAAGAAAGACACCGAUUGGUACCAAGUAAAACGGAUGCAAGACGAGAAGAAGAAGAAGUCUGUGUCCGAAAAGAGCACUGGGAGGUCAACCUCGGAGUCCUCGGAAGAUGUUAAGAAGUGCAGACCUGUCAACAAACCGCAGAAAGGUUUAAACCACGAUAUCCAGCGGCGGCAUUCGAUGGAUCGGCAGAACUCUCAAGAGAAAGGCACUGCUAGCAGUAGCUACCCAGUCCGUUCUCCCUGUGGUUCUCCAGGCCAGUCCCCUCCCGCCGGCUACUCUGUCCUUGCCCCCACACAUUUCAGUGGGCCUCGCUCUUCACGAUACUUAGGAGAAUUUCUGAAGAACGCCAUUCAUCUAGAACCUCACAGGAAGAACAUGGCCAAUAGCGGCAUGUUCCGGAAUGCCCACUUCGAUUAUGGGGCAUCUGGGCUACAAGCACACAGGUCGGGACAUUUUGAUGCCCCUGUCCAGUUUUUGAGGAGGCUUGACCUAUCAGAACUUCUUGCUCACAUCCCCCGGCAUAAAUUGAACACUUUCCAUGUUCGGAUGGAAGAUGAUGCCCAGGUUGGUCAAGGAGAAGAUCUACGGAAAUUCAUUCUUGCAGCGCUCAGUGCCAGUCAUCGAAAUGUUGUCAACUGUGCAUUAUGCCACAGGGCAUUGCCAGUAUUUGAACAGUUUCCUUUGGUGGAUGGAACCUUGUUUCUUAGCCCAUCAAGACAUGAUGAAAUUGAAUAUGAUGUUCCCUGUCACCUUCAAGGUAUGGGUUGCUUCAUUUCUUAAUGAAAACUUUGCAAUUUAUAUCUCAUUUAUUGUGCUGCGUUUUCUGGCAGAAAUAUACCUUACCAUGGAACUGUGUUUAACUGCAGAGAAGCUCUAUACUUGUUCAGGUGUAAGAGAAAUGGAAGAAUAUUAACACAGGAGUGGGAACACGGGGAUGAAGAUGUUAGAUCCAUCUCUAUCUCCAUCAGUCCAUGCUAGUUACAAGUCUGAAGUGAGCAAGCUGCUUCUACUUGUGAAAGUCCUUGUUACAGAGAGGGGCUUCAAGAUUCAACAUCACAUGGGUUGUCUCCAUGAGAGGCUCCUCUGCUUCAUACAGUUGAGGACAACAGGGAUUACAGGGGUGGAAAGAAAGUGCAUCUAGUGUUGUCACAGUGGCCUUUUCAUGUGCCAUAUUCUCCAAUUUCUCUUAACACCUGAGUCGGGCUAAUAUGUGAAAGGAAUAUGGGUUGCUUUGCUCUUUCUCUGCCUACUGUUAGGCCUCAGCCCUCAAUUACAGACUUUUAUUUACUCUCACAAACAUGUCAAUCUCUGCCAGGGAUGAAGUGAUAUGGGUAGAAGAGUUGAUAGGGGUGGGGUGGAAUGUCCCUGCAAAAGAAGUGAAAAAUGACAUGGUUAGGGACAGGAGAAGAAGAAUGAAGUGGUAUGCCGUGAUGGAUAUAUGAAAGUUUAGAGAAUAUUCCAACUACGUGUUUAUAGAGAGGAGGAAGGUAGAGGUUGUGGUUUUUAGUUCUUUGUGACUCUGGUUCCCUGUAUCUACAUUGGGCCAAGUGUUCAAACCAGAGUUUGAAAACUACUUCAGAUCAUAGUUUGAAGUUGCGUGUUAACCAUAGUUCACCCACUUCAUAUGUCAUGAAAUAUGCUUACAAGGAUUACUCUUGCAGCAUGCUCCCACUCCUGGUUUAGAGGAUUGCAAAAUAGUUUGUGAAUUGGACCAAUCUGGAGUGGCCAGAGUGGUGGGGGCAUUGGCAGCCUCCAGAAGGAAGAUAGGGUUUGAGUAACCUGGGUAUUCUGAAUUGGGUAGAGUUGUAUAGACACUGCACCACUUUCCUGCUUUCACAUUUGAAUCCUCUCUAUAUUUACGCACCCAGCCCAUGUACAGAUUGAUUCAUUUCUUGUGGUCUGAGCUCUUCUUUUAUUUCCUGGAACUGAGUUAAAGCAGUGACUUUGUGGUAUGGAGAAAUGGCAUACUUUUUGGUCAGUGGGAUACUUUUUGCGUUUCCUGAAUACUUCUCUAAGGGCUUAUAUGAUUUUCUGUUCUGCCCAACCAGGACAUCUAUGUAAGACCUUUAUUUCAUUAAUUCAUACUAACCUAACUUGGCAGAUGUUCAUGGCAGCUAAAUAAUAAUAAUAAUAAUAAUAAUAAUAAUAAUAAUAAUAAUAGCAGCUUAGAGGAAAUUACAUCUCUCUUCCGUGAUUUUGUUCUUCAAGGGGCUCAAGGUGAUGAACAUAAUUAGUUUUAAAAGUUUGGUUAGCUAAAAAAGCCAGCUUCAUAACCCAUGGAUUGAACUUGGCUUGUUUUGAAACUUUCUAAAGUUUAUUGUAAGUCAGGAUUCCUGGUUUGUACUACAAAAGGAGCUGCUCUUCCUUCAAAGGGAAGCUAAUCUCCACAGAAGUCCUUUUCCUGGCCAUGCGGGAGGAGGAGAACAAGGGGAGGGUGCAUCAUGUCCAUGUAUAACUAUGGUUUGGAUCGAUGUGUGAAGAAAGGUCAAAGGUCAUGCAAUGCAUUUGAUGCUUGAGUGGGAAUUCAGACUCUGGUCUCUUAGAUCAUAGUCUGGCAUACAUGCUAACUACUACACCCAACUUCCUCAAUCUCGGCCCUCCAGAUGUUUUGAGACUACAAUUCCCAUCAUCCCUGACCACUGGUCCUGCUAGCUAGGGAUCAUGGGAGUUGUAGUCCCAAAACAUCUGGAGGGCCGAGGUUGAGGAAGCCUGUACUACACCAUGCUCACUUGUUGGUUCUUAGUGCUGUUGAUCUACAUGAUUUAAUUGUGUAGCAUAAAUGCUAAACAUAUUUUCUGCAGAGUUGAUUUUAGACAACUUCAGUGCUUGUAUUUUUUAAACAUUUAAAUAGUAAUCAGAAAUUAAUAUUCUAAUAUUAAAUGUUUAGAUCUGAACAUUCGCAUUACUGUUUUUAGAGAGUAACCUCUGCUGAACAAUCCACAGUGGUAGUGGUGAAGUGAAGAAUUGCCGAUUAAUAGCAAGGAAGUGGCUGCUGCUGGUGGGAUUGGCUGUAGAGGAACAGGCAGGUUGAGAACUACAAUCCUACAAAGCCCAGUUUGUGAGAAUAUUUUGAAAAAUCUCUUUUUUUUUUUACUUCACUGGUACCUUCUGGCCAGUGUUUUAAGACUGUUGCUUACUAACAGUCAGAGUGUGAGCUACUCUUUGAAUAGUUUAUAGUCCACUGUGUAAAAGGCUUAUAUGUAGGUUUCAAGCUUUGAAUGCACUCAAUGGGUUUUAGCCAAGGAAAUCAUUUUGUUCACAGAAGGCGUUCCACUUUUGCAAUGCAACGUCCCCUCCCUCUUCUCCCAAAUCCGCACUGUUAUUUUCUUCACUUGCUGAAAUUUUUGUAAGACAGAAAGGCCACUGACCUAUCAAAUUAUGCCAGUCAUGGAAUUUCUCAACGUAUAUAUUGCAUAAUCAGAUCAGAAUAGCCAUGCUAAAUCAUGGCAAAGCUACAUUUAGGCAAGCAUCCUGUCUUCAGCAGGUCCAACCAGAGGGCCUUAGGAAGCUCAGAGUGAGGACAAGCUCAGGGUAGACACCCCCCGUUUGUUUAGAGUAGGGCUGAGGCAUCUGUGGCCUGCCAGUUACGGUUGGAUCCUGUUAGCCCCAGCCAGCAUGGCCAGUGGCCAGCGGCCAACCAUCAUGGAAUUGGAGGCUACUUCAGAGGCACGUCUAUUCCCCGUUUCUAGUCUAGAGCUGCUGGUAUCCGAGGUAAACCUGCCUGGCUAUAUCAAUUCCUCUGUGGGCUACCAUGACUGGUCACUUUUAAAACUCUACAAUAUACUUUUAACCUUCUCGUAUGCUAAUAGCCACCAUGGUACACAAUGAUGAAUUCCACCUAUUCUGCAAGUUACUGUUGAUUAUGUUAACUUCCUGCCUUCUUUACAGGAUGAACUCCACUGUUUCAAAACAGAAAAUCAUUUCUCUCUCUGCCUUUACCGGCCAUUUAUAAUCUUGCAAAGUUUUAUUACUAUACCACCUAGUUUCUCUCCCAUCUACACUUUAACAAUUCUCAACCUCUUGAAGCGGUGUCUCUCUCCCUCCCCCUCCAUACCCAAAGAUACUAUAUUUCCCUUGUUAACUUCAGUGGCUGUCGUUAAUAUUCUAGAAUAAAAAGUGGGAUGUGAGAAUAACAUUUCAAUUUAUUCAUAUAUUUUUGGAAAAGUAGCGUGUGAGAUUUCAUGUGCCCGUUAUUUAACAUGCCAAAUGGGAGCACGGAGGGGUUGCUUUAUAUGUGCCAAAAGCUGGGUAUUUCUCAGUAAUUUUAUAUGUAUAUAAGUAUUGCAGUACCUCAGUAGAUACAUCUAAGUAGACACAUGCAUCUAGGUACAAUUUCCAGAAAUUAUUAAGGUACUUCCAGAGCACAGGCCUAAAAUUUGGUAAACCUGUUGUGAAACAUACCUGUUGUAUAACAUACACAGUUAAAAAGGGCAGUUUUGCAUUAUAUUUUUUUAGAUAUUAUAUACGGCACAAAAAUGAGCUUCAGGGAGGUGAUCACAAAGGUAUAAAAUCCACAAUACAAUAUUAAAAACAGCAAAAAAUAAAUAAAUGAUAGUACAUUCUAGAGUUCAGGGUGCUACCACAUUCUCAUUUCUACACACACAGUGUACGUCUCUUACAAGUAAAACAUGGGAUCUUUCUCUGUCUCUCUCAAAAAUUUCCUAAGAUCUGCCACUAUAAAAUGGCCAAACUAACCAUGGAUGGAUGAAAUACUUCGCUAUUGCAGUUCCAAAGUACUUGGGGAGCGGUAGCUGGAAAUGUCUGGAAACUGGAACUUCCCCUUUUUCGUUUAUUGUACCCAGGAACAUACCUAAUGUUUUCAGAAUGCAUUUUCUUACCAAAAAUGUCUUUCAGAGUACCAAAUCUUUGUUUUCCUCUUUACAGGAAGGCUCAUGCACCUCUAUGCUGUUUGUGUAGACUGUUUAGAAGGAGUUCACAAAAUUAUCUGCAUAAAGUGCAAGUCCCGGUGGGAUGGAAGCUGGCAUCAACUGGGAACCAUGUACACGUAUGAUAUUCUAGCAGCGUCUCCCUGUUGUCAGGUUAGUAUACAGAAUUACAGUUUCUAUCUUAUCUCUAACUAGGCAGAAAAGAAGAAGAGUUAGAUUUCUGAUCGGUAAAGUAAGACAGCUGAGAUUUCCAUUCAAUUUAUCUAGAUAAAAUGCAUCGGGGGUGGGGGAGAGGGGAGGGCGGCAAUAAUUAGAAAAGAUGCAAGGAACCACUAUAUAUAUGUUAUGCAUGGGGGUUUCCUGAAAGCCUUCUGAUGAGGGAGAGGCAGAGUCUGUUGCAUCAGUGGUCCCUCCUUCCUGCCUUGUUCCUUUUUAUACAGCUGAAUGCUUGAAAAGGGCCCAUAGAUUUAUUAUCUUGGUAACAAGAAGGUCAGAGACUAAGACAGAAUACAUAAAAAGGCACUUCCAAUCCCUCCCUACUCAGGACUGAUUCUUACUUUAUUUCUUUGUAUUUCGGCACAUGUACCUGAAAACAAAAUAGAUGCACAGCCUUUCAAGUACGAAAGGUAGGCAUAUGUAGAAAGCUUGUUGGAAAAACCCCGCAAAACAAAUCCUGACACAGUUUCUCUUUCGGUGUUUCUGGGCUGCAUGCAGCGCUGCAUGCACAGAUUUCUGCUUGCACAACAGAACUUAUUUUUCCUCUCUUAUCCCUGCACCCCUCCCCAAACCUGCCCCGGAGGGUCCCCCCAACCCCCUGGAGUAGAGUUUGAGGGUGUGCUGGGAGAUGCAGGGGAGAGGAAAGGAGGAGGAACUUCUGUUGUGCAAGCAGAAGUCUGUUGCACAAGUGCAAUGGCAACUUUUGAUACCACCCUCUGUUGUUUUUUAAUCAAAUAUGUCUUUACUUCUCUGUUGCACAAGUAGGCAAAACAGUUAUAAACAAUAACCCUCUGUUUUAAGUCUUAAAAGAAACACAUGCCUGCCUGACUCCAAACAUAUAUGCUAUUCACACUUACUGGGGCACACAUGUCUGCCCGAGUGCAAAGAAUUAAGUGAGAAUCUGUAUCAAGUUCCUGGCUGAAUUGUAUGCGAGUAAAUGAUUUUUGAGACAUCUCUUGUUUUGUCUCCCUGCCUCCCCACACCCUCUUCCAGGCUCGACUGAACUGUAAACACUGUGGGAAACCUGUUAUAGAUGUACGUAUUGGAAUGCAGUAUUUCUCUGAAUACAGCAAUGUUCAGCAGUGCCCACACUGCGGAAACUUGGACUACCAUUUUGUGAAGCCAUUUUCGUCGUUUAAAGUUCUGGAGGCUUAUUGACAAAAGCUUUGCCAUAGUAAUAGCUAUUUUAUGAGUAUUGUUCCUUUAUUUUACAUAUCUUUUAUAAGAUCUGUUCUGUGAGGGGGAGGGGAGGGGGCUUAUUUUUUUUUUUUCUAACUGAAAGAAAGUGCAGCAGCUUUGUGUGAUUGUGUACAUGUGUUCCUAAUGUAGAUAUGUGUCAUCAAAACCGUGGUCCUCUUGCCAUGAUCUCAGUUGAAGGCAAGGGAUGGGGCAACAGAUUGUCUCUCGCUCUCUGCGCUCAUCUAAGCAGGGGGCGGGGAACACCACUCUCUUCUAAUUAGGGCAGAGUAACUUCAAGACAUGGAGAGAAGUUACGGAAACCAGCGACUGGUUCCAAAUAGAUUUCUUUUCUUGUUGUACGUGUAGAUUUGGAGGGAAGGGGGAGGAGCUUCAUAAAUGGCUCAAAGAAGUGGAUGGAAAAUCCUAUGACUGUCCUUACAGAUGGAUGGAAUAUUAUCUAUGGAACAGGGUGAUAGGACCUCCUAGCUAAGGAGCUCUUUGUCGCUAUUUCUGCCCUGGCCCCAUGCACUCAAAUACACUCCACAUCCCAGUAUGAUGUGUGGGCCGCUGAGAAGAGAAAGAGGCAUUCUGAAGGGUCUCAAGUUGGCAUAAUCUCUCCAUGGUUUAAACCACAAAGCCUCACAUCUUACCCUUAGAUCCACUCUGUGCAUUUGCUGUGUCUGGAUGAGGUUGGUGGUCAGGCUGGAUGAGAUCCCAGUGUUUGCCUCUUUCGCAAGAGAAACUCCCACGUUGUUGUUCCCUGCUGAAUUUGCCACCGUCAUCCCUGGGAGCAAGAUCUUGUCUUGAUAGUAUAAGUAGUGCUAGCUCAUAUACUUUGAGGUUCUGUCUGAUGAGGUGAACUUAAAACGUUGACAAAUGAAUGUAAUGCUAUGUCAGAAAAUGCACUGUUUAAAACAAAAAAACAACCCCCCUUAUUUUUGCAUAGUGUCUUCCUGGAGUAUAUAUUUGAUAAUCGGAGCUACUCUCACUGACAGAUCAUACUGUUUCCGCUAACAUUGUAAUUCUAGUAGUCAGGGAAGUUGCUUCUACCAAAACAAACACUGAGAUCUUAAUUAGUUGCAUUAGUUCAGCUUCUUUGAAAGCAUUAAAAAAAAAUUCUUGCGGUUCUCAGAAGGAUUAUUGAGCUCAGUGCAAAACCUGUUAUUAAGAGGUUCCGUGCAUCGGUUGGUUUGACCCUUUUGUCUCUUACUGCACAAAUGUAGGAAAUGAGGUACAAACCAAAUGGAUUGUGUUGCUUAAAGUGGUCCACUCGGAUGCCUGAAUUUUCCUGUAGGGUAGAUAAACUAAAUGAAAUACUACAUUUUAAAGAACAUAACCCUUCACUCGAGCCAAGCUGGUAUGCACCAGUGGUACAGGGUUUGUCCAAACAUCCCAUUUUAAAAAAUAACUAGAAUUGGUGUAAGCAUGCCCUAAGAUUGUGUGUAGGCUCAUGUGUAAAUGGGAAUUGUGGAAUCAGCUGAGAUGCCUUGGAAUGGCAGGCUAAAGGUUCCGAAGAGCAUCUUUGGAUCACAGAAUGGGCUUCUGUUUUAAUAGGUCUUUGUGCCAUAUAACAAACUGCAGCACUUUGUCAUGUAGUAGUGCCCUGAAGACCCCUUGGGUGCAUGGAAUUAAAUUCCAUCUUUCCUUCUUUCUUUCUUUUUUCUUUCUUUCUUUCUUUCUUUCUUUCUUUCUUUCUUUCUUUUUGCUUGUUUGUUUACCCUGGCCAUGAUCUAGGUGGUGCUAAAAUAUGAAGGUAGAUGCUACCUUAUUUUAAACCAGUUGACUUCUACUUUUGGAUACCUAUUUUGAAAUGGCAUUUUUACUUAACUUGUAAAACCUGUAAUUUAGCAUUGGGUUGAGGAAUCCAAAGUGAAAUUAAUGAACUGAUUGAUUUUUGCAUUCCCAGUAGAUUCAGAAUCAAAACCAGUGAGAUUUAUGAACAAAAAUUUCACAUGAUGUUUGUAUUUUAAUUCUUAUCAUAGGCUCCUUAUGAUUUUGUGCAAGAUGUUUGGUUUUUAAAGGAGGGAAUAUGUUAUCUUUUAAAUUCUGAUUGUCUGGAGUAUUUUGUUUUUUGGAACAGAUAUUGAAAAUGGAUGAUCUGCUUGAAAACUUUAUGGGACUAUUAUUCAUAAAAUAAUUUCCUAAGAGAAGUAGCUUAAAUUACUUUCUGUAAAUUAGCAGAAAUGUCCUUGUAGCCGGUGGAACACAUAGGCCACUACAUUGUUGCCUGGGUGUUUUAUUUGGAUGGAGUGGGGUAAGCCAUCCCCCUUGUACACUGCAGCUCUGAUCAGAUCUACCCCCUGAGCUGUUUUUAGGUGCAGAAAAUGACAUGGGAAGAGCAAAUCACAGUUCAUCAAUAUAAGGUUGAUCCUAAGUCAUUGGCACAACCUCAGUGCAUGAGAAUACACACUUAGGCUCCAUGAAAUUUACCGUAAGUGGAUCUAAUCAGCCCAAACUCCCUACUGCAUAAUAGACACUGUGUAGCUUGGCAAAAUAUAGUUUGCAAAGAUGUGACUCCUCCAUUGUACUUAAGGCAAGUAUGGAUUUAAAAUGAGUCACACAGUCCCAAAAGAAUGCAAAAACCUAAUAAAGCGAAUAUAUAACACAUAGUACGCUGCCUCGUAAACUAAGGCUUCUGCUUAAUAUUAAAAUGUCCAGUCCUUGCAACAGCUCUGACUGCUUGAACAGCUGAUGUAGUCUUUGGAUCAAAAUAAUGCUACUUAGAAUUCUCACUUCCCAAAAUACUCACUUUCAUAUAUAUUUUUCUUUGUUAAUCAAGAGGUCAGAACAACUGCAGUCAAGGUGGGUCAGCUGCAAUUAAGCUUUUGUUUGUUUUCAGCUGAACUGGAUAUAAGCAUUUUCAGAUUUUAUCUUCCAGUUUGUAUACUGCAUACAGCUAGGCAUUAUGCAUGGAUUUCAAAUCAUGUGGCGCUGACUGACCGUUCUGCAUCUGAAGGGAAGAAUGGUGGCAGUUCUGUCAUUGUAUGCCUCACUAUUUGAGGCCUGAAGCUCCUUCCAAAUUUGCAUUUUUGAUUAGGUUGCCCUCAAGAAAUCUGUGUGCGGCUCACAGAGGCCCUGAGCUCACACUUAAUGUGCAUGUUUUAUAUGCAUGCUUAAGCCCACACCUCUGAAAACAGCCUCACUGUUCUGCAGUUUGUACACAGAAGGCUGUGCUCAGUAAGUAGCUUCACAGAACGGCCAUUGUGAGGAGGGGACAGAGGGUGUGCCAGACCUCCACUUCCCUUGCUUCCUCAACAGGAACUGCCAGGAGGCCCUGUUGCCAUAGCUUCUAAGCCUUCCACGCACCUAUAUUGCCAAGUGGCACUCCAUGGGGAGCCAGAUUGUACUCUCGAGUUGCUGAUUCCUAGAGUUUAAGGUAAUGGUGGCACAAGAGUGGUAGGACUUGGUAUCUGAAACUACAGAUGACCAUGACAAGGGAGAUUCAGGCUAAGUUUUAAUGUUCCAGACCGGAAAGUGGCAAAGCAGCUCAUAGGCUACGAGAUUUAAUUUGCCUUUUAAGGAGGAGUCAAAAUUUAUGGGUCUAGCCCAAGGCUUGGUAAGGUUUUUAACUCCUUGUUGUUUUAAACCGGUGACUUUCUUACGGACACUUCAAUUGCACUGACGAAAACGUAACAGACCCUGUUCAAAUGCAUCUUCCCGUGCGCACUGGAAAGUGGCACUUGAGACCCUCAAAGAUGGAAUUUCAGUGUCUUCUGAGAUACCACUGCAUAACUGCGUGUGUCACCAUCUAAAAAAACAGUAUUUGCAGGAUUUAAAUUGCAAGGAUACAGUGUUAAUCAGAUGAAAGGUUAGGAGCUAAACCAAGAGGGCUGUGCGAAAAAGGAUAUUAAAUUUUGCCAGCAAAAAGUAUCAGUGGCUUUAUGUGCAACAAAUGUGAGUAACAUGUUGCAUAUAAAAGGUGAAAGCAGUUUUAUAUUAACAUCAUUCACAAUUGUCCACUGUAUUUUAGUACGAUCAGAGUAUUUUUGUUUUGAAACCAGCUUAGCCAUGAAAUUCUAUAUUUUAAGGCAAUUUUCCUUGAGUUAAUAUGGGCCUGGCUCCUCUUGUUCUGUUGCUUAAUGUAAUACUUCCAGGCAGGGAUGGCCAACUUGGUGGUUUGCAGAAGGUGCCUGCACUGCUCUCCAGGUUACAGCCAGAGUGCAAGGCAUGAUGGCAUCACUUCUCAGCUGCUUCCUCAUGCCACUCUGCUCACACAUCCUGAUGGGAGGAAUGCCUGCCAGGUAAGCAGUGGCUCCUUACCUGCUCUAUUUUGGCCUGGCCAGCCUCAUAUAGGAAGCAGGACUAAUUUGGCAAAAGAAGCCUGCAAGGAAGAUGCACACGGUUCUGUACCUGGUAAGCAAUCCUUUCUUCAGAAGCUGAAAGUUACUGUGAAUCUUCUGCUACGAUUCUCACACUCUGUGGCCAAGCUGCCUUGUGGGGUAAGACAGUUUCAUGGCAAGGGAACAGCGAAGACCUCUCUGGGAACUCCUGGGUUAUAUUGCAUCUGGAAAGUCUUUAAUUUUCAUCCAUUAUUUGUUUUAGUGAGAAAACAGACCCCUAAAUUCCAUGCCCAUAUAGUUUCUCCCCAAAAUAUCAGGAUGCUUUUAUUUACUGAGGCACUCACAUUGAUAAAGCUAUGUCAGAAACAUGACAGAAAGCUUCGUAUAUCACACACCUCUUAACACGUUGAAAAUGGGUGGGUUUGGGUUUUUUUGGCACUUGCAGAUAUAAACUAAGUUUUGUUCCUACUAUUGCUAUAAAAAAGGCAUUGGGAAUCAGAUAUUGUUGGAGUCUCUGAUCACUGCCAUGAUUUCUGAUCACUGCCAAAACUGGGACUAAUGGGAAUUUGAGUUGGGCAACAGGUGCCCCCAUCCCUGUUGUAAAAGUACAUUUAAAAUGGUAUGAGGGAAAAGCGCAGCAAAUCUGUAUGCAGUCCUAAGAUGUUUAGCACCAGUAGAGCCCUAAGUGUAGAGCUUGACUUCAUCUAGUAUGAUUCUGUGGCAACAAUCAAACAAGGCCCUGCUAAUCCGUUAAGUGUACCUAAGACAGUGUCAGAUUGUGGCUUUUGUCUGUUAAUAACUAACACAUGAAAUGGGUGGAUUUCUGAGAGCAAGGUUUGAGGCAACAUGUGAUUCUGUCAGUGUGUUCUGUUGAUGGGAAGACAUGUUGCAAGUUUAUGUUCAUUUCUCUCUGAUUUUAUUGUACGAGGUAUUCAAGGACAAAGUUGUGAGGUUACAAAGCCAGCCCCGCUACGUUUGUCAAAAAAGCCUUUUUUUCCAAAAGGGAAAAAAAAACAGUUUUGGAUUGCACUUUUGCAGAGGAAAGAAUAUGUACAUAGCAAAUGAAUGUUGAUGAAAUUUAAAAUAAUUGGUUAUGAUGCCAUUUUUGUGUGGUGUUAAGUUUUUUGGUUGUGAUUUAUCUGUAAUAAAAGAAUAAAUUGCAGUGAAUUGUGUUCAUG